Molecule: messenger RNA, 1911 nt
Organism: Brassica napus (rape)
Lineage: Eukaryota; Viridiplantae; Streptophyta; Magnoliopsida; Brassicales; Brassicaceae
Product: pentatricopeptide repeat-containing protein At3g47530-like
Exons: 1
Coding region: 77-1834 (585 amino acids)
Biological process (GO): RNA modification
Molecular function (GO): RNA binding; protein binding; zinc ion binding
Source: RefSeq, a predicted model, not a curated record
UUUGUAAUUGGAGCUCGUACUUGUUUGUUGGCUCAAAAGUGUCGGCUCUUCUUCAGUUUCGUUUCUUUUUCAAGAAAUGUUGAAGUCCAUGAGCAGCAGCGAAGACCACCUGGUCUCUCUGAUCGUAUCUUCCACCGGGAAAUCCCAUCUCCGGCAGAUUCAUGCGGUCUUACUCCGAACUUCGUUGAUCAGAAGCUCUGACGUUUUCCACCAUUUCCUCUCCCGUCUGGCUCCCCGAGAUCUCGAUUACUCGCGUCACGUUUUCUCCCAAAGGAGCAACCCAAGCGUCUCUCACUGCAACACCAUGAUCAGAGCUUUCUCCGUCAGCGAAACUCCCGGCGAAGGGUUUCGCUUGUUCCGAGCUCUGAGACGAAAAACCUUUCCUCCCGCUAACCCUCUCUCGUCCUCUUUCGCCCUCAAGUGUUGCAUCAAAUCAGGCGACUUACUCGGUGGUUUGCAGAUUCACGGCAAGAUUUUCAGCGAUGGGUUUCUCUCGGACAGUCUCCUGUUAACGACUCUGAUGGAUUUCUACUCCACCUAUGCAAACAGCGCUGCUGCUUGUAAAGUGUUCGACGAAAUUCCCAAGAGAGAUACCGUUUCUUAUAACGUGCUCAUCUCGUGUUUUCUGCGGAACAAACGUACACGUGACGUUCUGUUUUUGUUCGAUAAGAUGAUGAAAGAGGUCGAUGGGUGUGUCAGACCAGAUGGUGUAACAUGCUUACUAGCUCUACAAGCUUGCGCAAGCUUAGGCGCGCUGGAUUUCGGUACACAAGUUCAUGAAUUCAUCGAUGGAAAUGGACUCGGUGGUGCUUUGAACUUGAACAACACUCUUGUUUCCAUGUACUCACGUUGCGGGUCUAUGGAUAAGGCUUACGAGGUCUUUAACCGAAUGCGUGAAAGAAACGUGGUCUCAUGGACGGCUAUGAUCACGGGUUUAGCCAUGAACGGGUUCGGGAAAGAAGCUAUUGAAGCUUUCGAGAAGAUGUUGAAGUGUGGAAUCUUUCCACAGGAACAUACGCUAACUGGUUUACUAUCUGCGUGUAGCCAUUCAGGUUUGGUCCAUGAAGGAAUGAUGUUUUUCGAUAGACUAAAGAGCGGCGAGUUUAAGAUGAAGCCUAAUUUGCAUCACUAUGGCUGCAUCGUUGACCUCUUGGGACGUGCUCGUCUGCUCGAUAAAGCCUAUAGUCUUGUACAGUCAAUGGAGAUGAAGCCAGACUCCACUAUAUGGCGUACUCUGCUCGGUGCUUGUAGAGUCCAAGGGAAUGUGGAACUUGGGGAACGUGUGAUCUCCCAUCUUAUCGAGCUCAAAGCCGAGGAAGCCGGAGACUACGUUCUGUUACUCAACACAUAUUCCUCCGUUGGGAAUUGGGAGAAAGUGACUGAACUGCGUUCGUUGAUGAAGGAGAAAAGAAUCCAUACCAAACCUGGAUUCAGUGCCAUGGAGGUACAAGGAACGGUUCAUGAGUUUAUAGUAGAUGAUGUUUCGCAUCCGCGGAAGGAAGAGAUCUAUAAGAUGCUAGCGGAGAUCAACCAGCAGCUGAAGAUUGCGGGUUAUGUGGCGGAAGUAGCAUCAGAACUGCACAAUCUUGAUUCAGUGGAAGAGAAGGGACAUGCGUUGACAUACCAUAGCGAGAAGCUAGCUAUUGCCUUUGGUAUUCUUAUGACUCCACCAGGAACAACCAUUAGAGUGACCAAGAAUCUUAGAACUUGUGUUGAUUGUCAUAAUUUCGCAAAGUUUGUUUCUCGUGUUUAUGAUCGUGUUGUGAUCGUUAGAGAUCGCUCACGUUUCCAUCAUUUUAAAGGUGGGUUUUGCUCCUGUAACGACUUCUGGUGAUGAUUCGGAAGAUUUGCUUCAGUGUCAUGUAUCAAAAUCUUCAAAAUGAAGAAGCUAAUACACUCUUUAUUUUACAA